UUUCGCGGGUUACACACAACAAAUAAAAAGUUCGUAAACAGAAGAAGUGGUGCGCCGGCGUAAAAGUGUUUAUGAGUGCAACAAUAGCAGCAUUACGUGCACAUGUACUUUCCUGACUGUUUUUUUUUGUUUUGUUUACUGCGCAACUGUUGUUUAAAUUUGCGUAAAGGAAAGGCACGCCGAAAGUGUUGAAAGUGUUUCAAUUUUCCAGUGCACCUGCUCUGUCCCGUCGUCCCGUCGUUUCGGCUGAGCGCGCUGGCACUUCAAGCCACAAAAGUGUAAAGUGCAUGCGGCAGCACUAGCCUCCCCGAUCUUUUUGUUUUUGUUGCUAUUCGCGUCGCUGAAUCUGCGAUUCCCGCGCCACCGCCGACGCGCAGCCAGCCACCAACCCAACAGAUUCUCCGAAGCAAGAAUUUGCGCGCUUCUUUGUGAUUGUUGCCGCGCUCUAAUUGCAAAUCUUUCGCGCGUGUGUGUGAGUGUGUGUGUUUGUGUUGCCUUUUUGGUUUUUUGUUUUUGUUUGGCUCUCCUUAACUUUAAAACUUGUGCUGCUUUUGGACGCCCCACCGCACCGCAAAUGAGCAGCCUAAACUUUCGACAAUGCUGACAAUGACCGCAACUUCGGCCUCGAUAUCGACAACGGCUUCGGCAUCGGCAUCGACGGACUGCAGCAGCAGCAGCAUGCAGGGCUCGACGACCAGCUCGGCGGGCAGCGAUGUGAUGACGCUGACCACCACGGCCGCCUCCUCGUGGUGCGCCAUACCGACGAGCUCCAGGCUGCGGGUGCUGCGCCUGGUGCGCCCACACCAGCGUCGCCUCCUGGUGGGCGGCCCGGAGCGUGCCAGCACCUAUGGCUUUGCGGUGCGUGGCGGCAGGGAGCACGGCACGGGCUUCUUUGUCUCCCACGUGGAGCAUGGCGGAGAGGCGCAGCUCAAGGGAUUGCGGAUUGGCGACCAAAUACUGCGCCUCAAUGGCUUUCGGCUGGACGAUGCUGUGCACAAGGAGUUCAUUCAGCUGGUGGGCAGCCAGGAUCGCAUCACGCUCAAAGUGCGCGGCGUCGGCAUGCUGCCAGUCCGAGAUCAGCCGGAGGAGCGGCUGUCGUGGAGCGUGGUGAAGCUGCCCAGCGUCAGUGGCACGCCCUCGGAGAGCUCCUUCAAGACGGAGCGCAGGAGCGCGGCCAGUCGCGACAUCAGCGUGGUGCUGCACGUGGCGCCGCGCACCAAGCUGGGCCUGGGCAUCUGCAAGGGGCCGGAGUGGAAGCCGGGCAUCUUCGUGCAGUUCACCAAGGAGCGGAGUGUGGCGCGGGAGGCGGGCCUGCGGCCGGGCGACCAGAUCCUCAGCGUCAACAGCAUCGACUUCUCGGACGUGCUCUUCAGCGAGGCGGUGGCCGUGAUGAAGAGCUCCAGCAAGCUGGACAUGGUGGUGCGCACCGCUGCCGGCUGUGACCUAUUCCCGGGCGAGUCGAGCGGCUACAACAGUUCGGCGAGCUCCGUCACAGGAGACCAGAGUCCCUGCUGGGCCGAUGCCAAGUCCAAGCGGCUGACGGCGGUGCGCGAGGAGGCGCCUUCUGGUUCAGCCUCCUGGUCGCAGCCCCAGCCGGCAGUGCCCGGCAAGCAGCUGAACAAAACAAUCAUAAAGCUGUCCGAGAAUGGCACCUCCAUCAACAAUACGUUCAUUGCCAGCCACAGCAGCUCCACGCACAUCUUGAAGCAGCACAAAAGUCACCAGAGAACAGCAGCCCAAGGAGGAGCAGGAUGUGCACCCAUUCCUCCACCGCCAAAGGCAGCCAUGAAUGAGGCCAGUGGCAGCGGAGCAGGCGGCGCCAGCGAUGGGGGGGCAGCUGGGGGCAGCAGCCUCUCCAGUGCCAUAACCGAGGAGCUCAAGAAGCGCAAAGAGAAGCAGCGCAACAAUCGAGACAGCAGCAGCAGCCAAAGCCAGAGCCAAAGCCAGAGCCAGAGCUGUGCGGUUGCCCAAGUGUCACACAGGCAGCGGGGCAAUGCAGCAGCAGCAUCAACCACAGGUGCAACAGCGAAUGGAGGCGAUCAGCACACGGCGCUGAUGGAUGAAUUCAAGCGAGCGCAUCAGCGAAUGUUCAGGAACGGGUUCCAUGAGAGUGAGCACAAGGAACGUGGGGAGACCCUGAAGCGCACUUCGAUAAUGCCAGACGAUAGCUGCUAUCGGAAUAGCACGAUUCCCAGCAGCAGCAGCAGCCGCACAACUUCCGCACAGAAUUCCAGUCAGCUUGGUGUCACCAAUGGAGGAGCAGCAGCACCAGCACCAGCAGCCAGCAAUGGGACACCGGAAUUGCCGCCACCGCCGCCGCAGUUUGCCAAUCCACAGCCCAGACCGCAAAUGCUAAAGCUAACCAAUGGCAAUGGCAAUGAAAGUGUAAAUGGAAAUGCCAAUGGAAAUGGCAGCGUGGCCAAAAUGAAACAGUCGCAACCCAUGUCCCCGAUGCGCAGUGCCAGCAUUAGUGUGGGCGGCUUUCGGCCACCGGCAACACCACAGCCCGACUACGAUGCUGUGCAGCUGCGUGGCAAUCGUGGCACCACAUCCCCAGCCGCACCAGAAGGUUCCAUGCAGCAACGACGAACCCUGCGCUCUGUGGGCACAGUGACCAUUGGGGAGUACGGGGAGCAGCGUGCCAAGCGGGAGACACUGAGAAAGGUGAACGGCGGCGACGCGGCUGCAGGAGGAUCCAAUGGCAUACUGAAGAACGGCAGCUCGAACCGGAGCAGCGCCAGUUUCAGUCAGCACGGAGAGAAGACCAUCAAAUUUGGCAACUGAUUUGGGGACUGUCGACAAAUACUUUUGUGUGCAAUAUGCUCGACGGCUGGCCUGGGCUGUUCUAAGGCAGCUUCGAAGAGAGUACAAAAUUGGAUGUGCAGAGGCGUGUCUUCUUUUUUUUUUACAAAUAUUAAUAGGCAUUUUUUUUGGCAAAGAUGGAUGGAGGAUGGACAACGAAGGACGAAGGACGAAGCAUUUACUUACGAUUAGUUUGUAUUAUUAUUUAAUUUACUCUGUAAAUAAAUGUAUGCCACACACACACACACACACAGAAUACAGAAUA
This is a messenger RNA of Drosophila guanche, 3067 nucleotides long. RefSeq lists its product as uncharacterized. The record is from RefSeq and is a predicted model, not a curated record. Gene Ontology annotation, cellular component: cilium; plasma membrane; stereocilia ankle link complex. Gene Ontology annotation, biological process: rhabdomere development. Bases 598 to 2784 code for a protein of 728 amino acids. The transcript is spliced from 7 exons. NCBI's taxonomy places the organism in Eukaryota, Metazoa, Arthropoda, Insecta, Diptera, Drosophilidae. Gene Ontology annotation, molecular function: protein binding.